AUGUCUUCUUCCAAAUCAGACAAAACCAAACCAGCAGGACCUGCAAAACCCCGUCCAUCAACAACAACAACAACUGAAACACCAAUUGUAAAUAAGACUAAUACGACAACGACUACGACAACUGCUACAACGAUGGAUAAACCAACAGCACCAACAACAGCCAAAUCAAAGACACCUGUUAAACCCGCAGCGGCACAACCACCCAACUCUAUCUUAAAGUCUUCAUCAAAGUCAUCACCAUUGUUAAAGGAAAAGGAAAAAGAGUCUACUACAACUACGAUGGUAGCUCCAACAACACCAACUAAAAAGAGUACACCUGGAGUCAUUACGAAAUCAUCAUCUACAACAACGGGUCCAGCAAAAACAAAAGAAGAAGAAGAAGUAAAUAAGGAAUAUCUUCGUCUCCUCGAUCAACUGGUCCCAUAUUUUUGGGAGAAUCCAAGAACAACUAUCGAUGUUCUCAACCGUGUAAGGACAAAAGGAUGGCCAACCAAAGGCAAUAUUUUUCUAAAUUUGAGAACACCUGCCCACGUUUACUUAAUAAUAUGGCAUCUUAUUAAGGUCGGAAUGACACAGGUUGUAGAUAAGGAGACAAGACCUAACCAGGUGGUUAAAGAUAUAAAAAAGGCUUAUCCAGGCACCGAGCCCUGCACCGAGCCCUCAAUUAUUUGUAACUUGAUGUUGGAUCCUUCAUGUACAGAGAGAAUUAAUGAUGCUGAAGAUAGAAUAAGAAAGGCUAUUGGCCAUGUUCUUGAUAUUAAAGAUGCAAAUAAACUAAAGCUCCCGGUUCCAUCAGAAUGGUGUCUUGUUUCUGAUGAUCGCCUCAAGCGUAUUCAAAGAAAGUUGGCAAAAAUACCUGAUCAAGAUAUUUACAAUUUUCAUACACAGAUAUUCACAGGUUUGCGAAAAGAAGAAGAAGAAGAAGGAGUAAAAGAAGAACCAUUGGACAUAGUCAAUCAUAUAUUAAAACUAAAAGCAAUCAAAUAA
Messenger RNA from Cavenderia fasciculata, 987 nucleotides. RefSeq lists its product as uncharacterized. The transcript has 2 exons. The record is from RefSeq and is a predicted model, not a curated record. Bases 1 to 987 code for a protein of 328 amino acids. Lineage: Eukaryota; Evosea; Eumycetozoa; Acytosteliales; Cavenderiaceae.